This is a messenger RNA of Symbiodinium sp. CCMP2592, 675 nucleotides long. The record is from the annotation of a GenBank genome assembly. NCBI's taxonomy places the organism in Eukaryota, Dinophyceae, Suessiales, Symbiodiniaceae.
AUGAAGAAGCCUGCGAGUCAAGCUGCGCCAGCGCGGCGCGUCUCCAAAGCGUGUCUUGGGAAGUUCCUGAAGUCUUACAAAGGGCUGGAGGACAUCCACCUGCCACUGUUUCGGGAAGUGAAGCGUGUCUCCAAAGCACAGAGCGUGCUUUAUCCCGGCAGUUACUGGCAUCUGACGGCUUCGCUGGUGUUUUCCAAGGUCCUCUACAUCGAUUGCGACAGCAAGGUCGGUCAAUUUUUCCAAGAUGAGCCACUACUGGAAUGGGUCAAGGAGCACAAAGACUAUGCAUCCAGCCCGGAGAUCGACUUCCGCCAGCAAAACUUUGAACGCCUGGACGUUCCGGAGGAGAGCUUCGACUUGCUUAUCUCCAUGAGCGCUGGCAUUGUAUCGAAGCCCUGCGGCCGAUACGUCAAGCGCGGAGGCUAUUUUCUCGUGUCCGAUGCCCACUUCGAUGCGCGCACUACGGCGCUGGAUCCACGCUUCGAGCUCGUUGCAGUUUACAACCCGGAGACAAAGAGGCUCGAGACGAAAGACCUUGCAUCUUGCUUCAUGACGACUGCGGGCGAGAAGAUCUCCGCCAACCAGGUGAAGGCCAGCAUUGCCAAGCCGAAGGGAAGCCGUGGUUUCAAGCUGAAGCGCGAGGAUUGGUUCCAUCUCUUCAAGCGAAUCAGAUGA